CUCUUCAUACAAUUGUCUGUAGUUUUCACUGUGUUGUUGAAACUCCGAAAUGGCUCUCAAGGCUGAUCUUUGCAGUGUCAUGCAUGCUAAGAUGCUCCCUGGGAAGUGUUUAAGGUUCAAUCAUUCUGGCUCACGGAUCUUCAGUAAUCUGAGCUUCAGAAACAAGGCGCCGACGUCCCUGCCGUGUUUUUCUUUGAGAAAUGAGAAACAGCAUUCCAAGUAUAACCACAAGGUUCUCGGCAUGUCUGCACGCGGAGCUACAAAACUUAAUGCUGCAGUCAUCCCUUUAGAAGCUGGGGAGACUAGAGAAAUACCUUCGAGUACUUACAAAACAACAGUUGUCUCAGUAGAGACUCUUGUUGGCCCCAAAGGCGGCCUCGGAGAGAUCUGCCAUAUUGUGCUUGAUCACGGUGGCAGUUUUAGUUUCGUGGAAGGCCAAUAUCUUGAAGUACAUUUUCAAUUGAUCAAACGCUAUUUCUCAAUUGCAUCAUGUAGAGAUGGAGAUGUCUUUGAUGGCAAGACACUUAGUUUAUGUGUCCGUCGUGGGGAACUUUUCGCAGACAAUGUCAGUAACUAUCUCUGUAACGUUAAAGCUGGAGAUGUAGUUGAAAUUUCAGGUCCUUUAGGAAAACGAAUGGUAUUCCCAGAACCUCAGGAAGGCAAACAUAUCAUGGUUGCAACGGCAACUGGCAUUGCUCCUUUCCGCAGCAACACCCAGCGAUUAUUCUUAGAUCCACACGUACCACCAAAACAUAAAUUCCAAGGAUUGGCCUGGUUGAUUGAUGGAGCUGACAACUAUAACAGCCUUCUUUACAACAAGGAAUUCACUAAUAUCCUGGAGAACAAUCCUGACCACUUCAUGUACCAGAGGGCCUUGAAUAAUAACUCUGUAGCCGACCUCAUCUACGAGAACGGUGAUGAAAUAUUCACACUUUUGGAUGGAGGCGCAUAUAUAUAUUUUGCUGGAUCACACACAAUGAUGCCUGGAAUUCGGGAGACAUUUCAAAAGAUUGCUGACGAAAGAGGUGUGGAUUGGCCAAAGAAGCUAACCGAGCUGAUUAAAAAUCAACAUUGGCGUGUUGAAGUUUACUAGCUCAUAACUUCAAUACAAUGGUUUUAUGUUAAAUCAGUUGUGGCAAUGGCAUUGAGUAGUGCUUUUUAUUUAUCAUAGUUUAAUAAGUGCCACUUCCGUUUGUGUUUGUGUCUUGUGUCAGUGUCUGCGUCUGCGUCUGCAUGGUUUCUAAGUCCGGUUGUAAUAUUAAUAAAUGUAUUUGGUAUGAGAUAAUGU
Dioscorea cayenensis subsp. rotundata (Guinea yam) is the source of this 1288-nucleotide messenger RNA. RefSeq names its product ferredoxin--NADP reductase, root isozyme, chloroplastic-like. Bases 50 to 1093 code for a protein of 347 amino acids. Gene Ontology annotation, molecular function: oxidoreductase activity. NCBI's taxonomy places the organism in Eukaryota, Viridiplantae, Streptophyta, Magnoliopsida, Dioscoreales, Dioscoreaceae. The transcript is spliced from 6 exons. The record is from RefSeq and is a predicted model, not a curated record.